UUCUGGCACGUGCUUCAGCGGCAUGGGUUGCUCUUUCGCGCAUUCGAAGGCGGAAUUGAGAGAGCGGCCGAGCCUUCGAGCCACCGAACUUUGCUUCCGAUUCGCAAAGGGAAACUGCCGCAAGGGCCAAGGAUGCAACUUUGCUCAUGGACAUCAUGAACUUCGCAGCCUAGCACAAUUGGUGCCACAAAAAUCCAUGGCCAGGUCGAACAAAAAGGAGGCUGCGGCGCGAGCAUCUGCACUUGCCUGCUUGGAUUACCCAGUGGAUUCCGCAACAGUGCAAGGGAUGAUGGCACUGACCGACCAACUCAGUCAAGAACUGACCGACCAACUCAGCUAUUUGGAGAUGGUUGAGGCCAGGUUCAAACUGAUGGAGCAGAUGAUGCCCUUUCUUGAUGCCCCGCCGGGCUUGUCACCACCAACAGGCAGUUGUGGUUACCUUGGUUACCAAAGUUACCACAGCGAACAAACUGUUGCAGCCGAGGGCGAGGAGCAAACCCCAAGCUUCUCAUCCGUGUCUCCAGUGACGGCACAGGGUGAGCCGGGUGAGCCGGUGAAAAUUUGGCUCUGAGGCCAUGAGUCUCCUGAUUUUAUACAAGCUCUCAGCAUACCCCCCAGCCCCCAGCGUCGCUCUAUGCCCUUGAUGCUUGGGAAAAAGCUGAGCUGAUACGCUGCAUCGUGAUCCCUAGGUCCUAGGUUCUUCCUCAUCACUCCCAGCUCCCACCAUUGAGC
Messenger RNA from Cladocopium goreaui, 732 nucleotides. NCBI's taxonomy places the organism in Eukaryota, Dinophyceae, Suessiales, Symbiodiniaceae. The record is from the annotation of a GenBank genome assembly.